AUGAUCCUCGGCCCCGUCACUCUCCUAGACUGCCUCGUCUUCCUCGUCUUCCUGGCACCCCAGCUCCUCCUCCAAGUAGGCCUCUUCCAAACCGUCCACGUCGCCGCCAAGGCGCUCCCCUUCCUCAUCUUCCAGCUCCCCGUGCAGCUGAUCCAGGAGCGCUACUACACACCCACGCCCCUGAAGCCGGGGUUCGUGCAGACGGCCACGCUCUUCGAGGACCUCGUGGUGCGGUGCGUCCGCUACGCCUUCCAGUCCAUCCCCUCCAGCGUCAGCCGCGUCUUCUUCGACAAAUGGGUCGCCCUGCCCUUCCUGCGCUGGCGUAUGCUGAGGCACGGGUACGUCAGGAGCCCGGUGUACUGGAAGGAGGAGCGGUAUGGACAUGGGAACGAGAGCUUCAGCGGCCUGUGGAUCAAGCAUAGGCCAGAGCACCCUCCUGAUUUCGUCCUCUACUACAUUCAUGGGGGUGGGUUUUCCCUGGGAUCGGCUGCGUUCUACCUUGAGUUCCUCCUCGCCUGGCACCAUCUGCUUGUUGAGGCGGGGUACCGGAACCCGGCGAUCUUCGCCCUCGACUACACUUUGGUCCCGGAUGAUGUUUAUCCCAGGCAACUCAAUGAGGUAACUUGGGGCUACAAGUUGGUCUUGAAGACGGCCGGCGAACCCUCCAAGGUGUGCGUGGCCGGGGACUCCGCAGGCGGAGCGUUGGUCUUGAGCCUCCUGCAGGAACUUGGUGCGCAGGGUGGCAAGAACGAGAACGCUACUGCAGGAACGCCGUCGUCUAAUGGGCGCCUGUCCCAGGAGCUGUCUACGACGUUGCCCCUCCCGCAACUGGCCACGCUCAUUUCACCCUGGGUGACACUCAUGACUCACCUGCACAGUCCGUCACCGACAGACUACCUCGACCGGGAGUCGCUGUGGAAGUAUGCCCAUGAGUACGCGGGGGACGCGAUGAUUCACCAGCACCCCGCGUCCCCAGGGUCGUGCGUGGACCGAGAUGUUUGGAGGGCGGCAAGCCCGGGAGGGGGGUACUACGUCAUCUACGGGGAGGAUGAAGUGUUUGCGCCGAACAUUGAGGACUUUGUCAGGCAGCAAACGAAGAUGGGCAUCGAGAUUGGGAGCCUCAACAUCCCGGCGGGGAUCCACGCAUGGCCGGUGGUGUCCCUGUUCCUAUCAAGCUACACGGAGAGGAGAUUGGCGGGCCUGCAGACGCUUGUUAGAGAGGUGAAGCAGCGGAUGUCGGGCAAGGUAGAGGGGCAGGAUAUGGGGGAGAAGUCAGAUUAG
This is a messenger RNA of Clonostachys solani, 1281 nucleotides long. NCBI's taxonomy places the organism in Eukaryota, Fungi, Ascomycota, Sordariomycetes, Hypocreales, Bionectriaceae. The record is from the annotation of a GenBank genome assembly.